GUUUCAAAAGACACGCCAAACAGUGUGAAACGUUCUCUCGAUCGCUGCGGAAUAAAAUCGUUCUAUAACACAGCAAGCAGCCAAACAAAGUUCGACAGAUCGCCUUUUUCAAAUCGAAAAUAAAAGUAGAAUUUUAUUAAUUAGUUUCCAAAACUCAAAAGAACAACAGACCCACACACACACAGCCAAGAUGCACAGCAAAUUGUUGGACGAGCUGAAUGAGAACGGCUACAUAGUCAUCGAGGACUUCCUUACCCCCGAGGAAGUGGAUUCCCUGUUCCAGGCUGGACGAGCUCUGUGCCUGGAGGCGCCACAGACCAACCGAAAGAUCUUCAGUACCAUUAAGGCUGAGGAUGCCCAGGGCAAGGAGCUGUACUUUAUGGAGUCGGGCGACAAGGUGCGGUACUUCUUCGAGAAGGGAGCCGUGGGUGAGGAGGGUCAGCUGCUUGUGGAUCCCAUGAUUGCCCUCAACAAAGUGGGCCAUGCCCUGCACGUGGAGCAUCCCGUCUUCAAUGCCAUAACCUUCAGCAACAGGGUUCGCGAGAUCUGCUGGCAGCUGAACUACAACCGUCCUGCCGUCUGCCAGAGCAUGUACAUCUACAAGAACCCGGGUGUGGGCGGGGAGGUGACCCCGCACCAGGACUCGUGGUUCCUGCACACCGAUCCCAACUCGGCGGUGGGCUUCUGGCUGGCCCUCGAGGACUGCACUCUGCAGAAUGGCUGUCUGCAGUUCAUCAAGGGAUCGCACAAGAGCGGCGUACACAGGAGGUACCUUCGCAAUCCGGACAAGGAGGCCACCGAACUGAUGGUCUACGACCGGGCGGCGCCCAUCUAUCCGCAGUCCAGCUUUACUCCAAUGCAAGUCAGCAAGGGAACCUGCAUCCUCAUCCAUGGCAAUGUCGUCCACAAAAGCGAGCCAAAUCGCUCCCAAAAGAGCCGCCACGCCUACACCUUCCACGUGAUCGAGACUGAGAACAACGUCAAGUAUUCGGAGGACAACUGGCUGCAGGCGCCGAAGGACAAGCCAUUCCCCGUCCUGUUCGAGCGCAAGGAUUGAGGCAGCCCGUCGUGACUCGUGUUUCGGUAUUUUCGCAUAUAAGUUUCUAGUGAAUCCCUAAGUUCUGAUGUACAUACACGCCACGAUGUAUGGAUGUAAUUGUAAAUGUAACAAAUAAAUGAAGUAUGUAUAUUUUGUA
Drosophila kikkawai is the source of this 1196-nucleotide messenger RNA. RefSeq names its product Phytanoyl-CoA dioxygenase domain containing 1 (gene Phyhd1). The record is from RefSeq and is a predicted model, not a curated record. Lineage: Eukaryota; Metazoa; Arthropoda; Insecta; Diptera; Drosophilidae.